AUGUGCUACCAACGUAUCUUCGUUCACGAACAUUGCGGCUGCGAAUGGGACAAAUACAGCAAUUUCUGUGGUGACCAUGAUACGCCUGGUCAUCUCGUCGAAGACUGGCCUGUUCCGGUCGACAAGCCAUGCGAUAUACACCCCGGAGGCACCCCGCUUCUUUUGGCCUACUAUCUUCGGGCUGCUGAGCUCGAGCUCCUCGAGUACUGCCAACCAAGCGAAGAUACGAGCGAGAGCUCCGAGGUUCAGUCACUGGAGAUCGACUCAAAUGACGACCGCCGAAUCUACUCCAAGGAUGAGGUACAGGAAUCAGAAGAAUACCGGCGAAAAAUGGCACACGAUGAAUGGCAACCGAAUGUCGUACCAUCCACCGACGAUACUUCUUGUCAGAUAAGAGAGAAACCAGGCCCACGUGAUGAAACCCUCUUGCGUGAGGUUCAAUCCAAGGCGAAUCUGCUUAAUGGUGACUCUCAGCCGUCUCUUGUGCCUGAGCACCUUGGCUAUAACGGCAAAAUUGAAUCCCCACCACCAAUAGCGCAGUGUGGCAUCUUGCCUGUUGCGGGCUGCUUCAGGGCUGCGUUUUCUAGAGCGCGAGAAGAUAUCAAGUUUCCGGGACAUGGCGAGAAUUGGAGCGGCAUCAUCAUAUGA
Colletotrichum tamarilloi is the source of this 648-nucleotide messenger RNA. RefSeq lists its product as uncharacterized. NCBI's taxonomy places the organism in Eukaryota, Fungi, Ascomycota, Sordariomycetes, Glomerellales, Glomerellaceae. The record is from RefSeq and is a predicted model, not a curated record. The transcript is spliced from 2 exons. Bases 1 to 648 code for a protein of 215 amino acids.